GGGCCGCGGGGCGGAGGCUCCGGGAAGGACGCGCCCCCUCCCCGGCCCGCCCCGCUCCCCCGGCCUACAAGUCUGCGCACAGGAAGCGCCUCCGCAUCUGUACCUGCGCCCUGGUCCGCUCCCCGCACCCCGCCCCGCCGAAGCCUCACUGAACCAUGGCGACAACUCCUGCGGCUGCCUUUGAGGCCCUCAUGGAUGGAGUGACAAGCUGGGAGGUACCCGAAAGCCCUGUUCCCAGUGAACUCCUUCUUACUGGAGAGGCUGCCUUCCCAGUGAUGGUGAACGAUAAAGGCCAGGUCCUCAUCGCGGCCUCCUUCUAUGGCCGAGGCCGCCUGGUGGUGGUGUCGCACGAGGGCUAUCUGCUGGAUGCCGGCCUGGCCCCGUUUCUUCUCAAUGCAGUGCGCUGGCUCUCUCCCUCUCCUGGGGCGCCUGUUGGCGUGCACCCAUCGCUGGCAUCACUAGCACACAUCCUGGAGGGCUCCGGGGUGGAGGCACAGGUUCACCCAGAACCAGCAGAACCCCUGGAGGUUUACUGCAUCAGUGCCUACAAUGACACCAUGACUGCAGAACUGAUCCAGUUUGUGAAACGUGGUGGGGGCUUGCUCAUCGGGGGCCAGGCCUGGUACUGGGCCAGUCAGCACGGUAGUGACAAGGUGCUGUCCGAGUUCCCAGGGAACCAGGUGACCAGUGUGGCCGGAGUGUACUUCACUGACACCUAUGGGGACACAGGCCGCUUCAAGGUCUCCAAGAAGGUGCCCAAGAUCCCUGUCCAGGUCAGGUGUGGGGAGGACCUCAGGCAGGAUCAGCAGCAGCUCCUGGAAGGGAUCUCGGAGCUUGACAUCGGGACGAGGGGACUCCCCUCGCAGCUGCUGGUGCACGGGGCCCUGGCCUUCCCCCUGGGCUUAGAUGCCUCUCUCCGAUGCUUCCUGGCAGCUGCCCGCUAUGGCCAGGGCCGGGUGGUCCUGGCUGCCCAUGAGGGCAUGCUCUCUAAUCCCAGUUUAGGACCCUUUUUACUCAAUGCUGUGCGCUGGCUGGCCAAAGGCCAGACAGGCAAAGUUGGGGUGAACACCAGUCUAGAAAAACUGCACACCCUGCUGUUGGAGCAUGGUCUUGAGUGCAGUCUUGAGCCCCAUCUGACAAGUGACGUGUGCGUCUACUGCUGUACAGCUUACAGCGACAAGGAGGCUAAGAGGCUGCAGGAGUUUGUGGCCGAGGGUGGGGGCUUGCUGAUCGGGGGCCACGCCUGGUGGUGGGCCUCCCAGAACCCUGGCCGCUCCGCGUUGGCUGAUUUCCCCGGUAACCUCAUACUGAACAGCUUUGGCCUCAGCAUCCUACCUUGGACCUUGGACCCGGGCUGUUUCCCGGUCCCUUCCGCCGACAGCCUGAACUACCACUUCCGCAAGGCGCUGUCUGAAUUCCAGGCUAACUUGAACCUCGAGGGUGGCAACUUGGAGAAGAACUGGCUGGCGAAACUGAGAGUGGAUGGAGCUGCCUUCCUCCAGAUUCCCGCAAAGGGGGUCCCUGCCUAUGCCUCCCUGCACCGGCUCCUGAGGAAGCAGCUGCGGCUUCGUCUUUCGGGAUUCCCAGCUGUGAGCCGGGAGAACCCGGUGGCCGGUGACUCCUGUGAGGCGGUGGUGCUCUGCCUGGCCACAGAGCUGGCGCGCUCCGGCACUGACUGCUCCGAGCUGGCACAGGGGCUUGGAGCCUGGUCCUGCGGCUCCAAUCUGUGCCCAUCAGAACACACAGUGGAGAUCGAUGCACGCAACCCAAGCGAUGAUGCCUGGAUGAGUACAGGGCUUUACCUCCCAAACGGACAACUUACAGAAGUCUCCUUGUGUGAAGCUGCAGCUUGCGCCGGCCUGAAGUUACAGAUUGGCUGCCACACCGAUGACUUGAUGAGUGCCAGCAAGCUGUCUCGAGCCCCCGUGGUGACUCACCAGUGCCAUAUGGACAGGACCGAACAGUCAGUCUCCAACCUCUGGGGCGGCCUUCUCUACGUCAUCGUGCCCACGGGCUGUAACCUGGGGCCCGUGUCCAUCACCAUCAAGAGGGCUGUGCCUGCCCCGUAUUACAAGCUGGGUGAGACAUCCCUGGAGGCGUGGAGGAGCUGUAUUCAGGAGAGCCCGGCUCCCUGGGGAGAGCUCGCGACAGACAACAUUAUCUUGACCGUGCCGACUGCAGACCUGCGGGCCCUGGAGGACCCAGAGCCCUUGCUCCGCCUCUGGGAUGAGAUGAUGGAGGCUAUAGCCAGGCUGGCAGCCCAGCCCUUCCCUUUCCGCCGUCCAGAGAGGAUUGUUGCUGAUGUGCAGAUCUCAGCCGUGUCCUUGUCUGGUUUCGGUAUCAGAGUGAUGACAGCUUCCUAGAAUGGUUUUGGGUGGAUUCUGUCUGCUUCGGUCUUUUGGGAGUUUGAGAAGGAUCGGUAUAAAUUCUACUGUGUUUGUUGGGUAGAGUUCCUCAGUGAAGCCAUCCAGUCCUGGACUUUUUGUUUGUACCAAGGUAUUUUUCUAUAUAUCGAUUCUGUUUCACUUCUAGUGAGUGAGUGAUCUGUUCAAAUUGUCUGUUUCUUCUUGUCGCAGUUUGCACAGGCUGUGUGUUUCUAGAAACUGGUCCAAGAAACUUGUCCAUUUCUUCUUGUCCAGGUUGUUGGCAUGUAACUGUUCACAGUAUUCUUUCCCCCCCCCCUUUUCAAAAUUUAUUUAUUUUAAUUGGAGGCUAAUUACUUUACAAUAUUGUAUUGGUUUUGCCAUACAUCAACAUGAAUCCACCACGGGUGUACACGUGUUCCCAAUCCUGAACCCCCCUCCCACCUCCCUCCCCAUACCAUCCCUCUGGGUCAUCCCAAUGCACCAGCCCCAAGCAUCCUGUAUCCUGCACCGAACCUGGACUGGUGAUUCUCUUAGGAUUUUUUGUAUCUCUGUGGGAGAAAUACCAUUUGUUACUUUGAUACUUUGUUUACUUGGGUCCACUUGGUCUUCUCCUGAGCCUGGCCAGAGUUUGUUGACUGUCCUUUCAAAAAACCAGCUCUUGGAUUUAUUGAUCUUUUCCAUUGUUUUUGACUCUAUUUUAGUUAUUUUCUGCCUGAUCUUUGUUAUUGCUUCCUUUCUGCUGACUUUUAUUUUGCCUUUUAAAAUAUCCAAUAUGUGUAAGGCAUAAUUUUACUGGUAAAGUAAGGGGAGAAAACUGCAACUGAAGACAUGGAGAUGAAAAGAUGUUUACAUGCAAAAAGGUAAAUCAUGUUCACCUACAGGGUAAGAAUUCACAGAAGGGUGGAACAGUCUCAGAAAAACUGGUACUAGGACUUCAAGAUGCUGGUGAGGAUUCUUUCAAGGAGAGGUUAUAACCUCUGAGAUAUCUCCUUCAACCAUAAUUCAGAUUUGCAAUGAAAAGAGGGGGUAAAAAGACUUAUACUAAGUAUUUAGUGGUUUAGAGAAAAGGCAAUGGCACCCCACUCCAGUACUCUUGCCUGGAAAAAUCCCAUGGAUGGAGGAGCCUGGUGGGCUGCACUCCACGGGGUCGCUAAGAGUCAGACACGACUGAGCGACUUCAC
Messenger RNA from Bubalus bubalis (water buffalo), 3547 nucleotides. RefSeq names its product TRPM8 channel associated factor 2 (gene TCAF2). Gene Ontology annotation, biological process: negative regulation of anion channel activity. The record is from RefSeq and is a predicted model, not a curated record. Lineage: Eukaryota; Metazoa; Chordata; Mammalia; Artiodactyla; Bovidae. The transcript has 7 exons. The coding region runs from base 156 to 2363 and encodes 735 amino acids.